AUGAAGAUUUUUUUAUUUCAGAGAAGAUCUUCAAAUGUUGACGUUAGCGUUUUGUGUCAGCUGGGUGAAAGUUUUGGUACUCCGAACCCACUGGAACAUGAUUUACGAUACUUAUUGGAAACAGGUGACUAUGCAGAUGAAGCACUAGUGUUUACAGCAGAUGGAACAAAUGAUCAUUUAAGACAAGACUCAGGAUCCUCGGAGUAUGGAUUUCGUCCAAAAAUCAAACUUCCUUGCCAUAAAGCAAUAUUAAGCGCGCGGUCACCAUUUUUUCGAAAUUUAAUUGCGCGGCGUACACGUAAAAUAGAUGAGUAUGUAGAACGAUCUUUACACGUUCCGACUCGUAUUGUGUUAGACGAAACUGUUAUUCCAAAAAGGUAUGCACGCGUAUUGCUUCAAGCUAUUUAUUUAGACACAGUAGAUUUGACUUUGAUCUUGCGUGGUGUUGGAUCAAGUACAACAGCGGGUUCUCUAGGAGAAGUCCAUGCUUUAACCAACACUGGCCGAGUGCGUCCAACAACUCUUGAAGAAGCUAUGGAGCUAUAUCAAAUCGGACGUUUUUUGGAACUUGAUAUAUUGGCCCAAGGAUGUGAGGAUUUGAUUUUAGAAUGGUUAUCUCUAGACACCUUACCCACCGUUUUAAGGUGGGGCUGCCAACCUUAUGGUUCUGCAUGGGUUUUUCGACAAGCUUGUCAAUAUUUGCGAGAAGAAUUUUCGGCUGUUAGCGCCUCGCCAGUUCUGCAUCAAUUGGAUAAAUCCCAGUUAAUACAUGUAUUGCACAGUAACUUUUUACAAGCGUCGGAGUUAGAAAUAUUGCAAGCGGUUUUAAAAUGGGGCGAGCAAGAACUUAUUCGACGUAUGGAAGAUAGAGAACCAAAUUUGUUGUCACAUACAGCCCAUUCAGUAACACGCAAAGGUGUAAAAAAACGCGACAUAAGUGAUAUAGAACUAAGAGAAAUUCUGUCAGAACUGCUACCUUUAGUACGGAUGGACCAUGUCUUACCCCCUCAUUGUGACGUUUUAUGUCAAGCCAUUCGAAGAGGUCUUGUAAGUACACCUCCAUCACAUAUGAUUGGGGAUGAAAGAGAAAAUCUCCGUAUCAACGCCUGGAUUCGUGGAGGAAAAAACCAGGGAUUGUAUGUAAGGCCGCGUCUAUUUAUGCCAUAUUUUGAAGAAGUAAAAACACUUUUAGAAGAUCGAAUGCCAACGCACAAUCACGUAGAAAUAUUACGAAUGCGCACGACUAGGCAUCCUCCAAAUAUUCCAGACACAUUGUAUAUGGUAUCUCACUUAAAUUCUGGCUCAAACAGGGGUAUUGGGGCAGAAAGAAAUAAUGAUGAACAACAUUUUGGUUUUUUAGGGGGAGCAGUUGCAAUACCGCCACCGGACAACCAAACGUUAUUAGCUAUGCGGAAGCGUGAACAUAAAUUGCGUCAAUCACCAAUGUGCCAACGUGCAUUGCUGCUCCCUCUUUCGUCAAAAAAUGAAAUUGACCGGCAAAUUAGGCUUAGAGUUGUUAGAGAGUUUAAUCUUCCGGAUGAAGUAUCUGAUAUAUUGGGGAACUCUCUCCAAAUCAAUAAAGGAAGUAAUGAUCUCUCUAUAGAAGCAACUGUUACACCAUCAUCGGCCCAAAAUGAGGUUAGUUUACUUGAAGAUGAAAACCAGAGACCCCCCCCUUCGCCAGCUGCUCAUGGAUCAGUUUCACAAUACACAAACGCAGCACCUUCGUUUCUAUCGACGGCUACAAUGGCAUCAUCAGUGUCGUCUUAUAAUACUGAUAUGGUUCACCCAUGUAACAACCGAAAUCUUACUUUUCCAAGACAUCACUCAACUGGUAUUAUUGGUGUAGCUAAUUUUAUGGCAUAUAAUUCUGGUCCUGGAGCACAGUGCAGCUACGCACGUCUUUCAAAUUCAAGUCAACAUCGUAACGAUUUGCCUGCCUUGAUAACUGAGGGCGAUUUUGGAUUUUCUCAUGAUAACAGUCUGGGGUCUGAUGCCGACACCGAGGGUGGAGCAUUAGUGACUAUGCAGAUGAAGCACUAG
Molecule: messenger RNA, 2043 nt
Organism: Drosophila ananassae
Lineage: Eukaryota; Metazoa; Arthropoda; Insecta; Diptera; Drosophilidae
Product: BTB/POZ domain-containing protein 7-like
Exons: 3
Coding region: 1-2043 (680 amino acids)
Biological process (GO): morphogenesis of a branching epithelium
Molecular function (GO): protein binding
Source: RefSeq, a predicted model, not a curated record